Hemiscyllium ocellatum (epaulette shark) is the source of this 9045-nucleotide messenger RNA. RefSeq names its product cilia- and flagella-associated protein 47-like. The record is from RefSeq and is a predicted model, not a curated record. The transcript is spliced from 62 exons. Lineage: Eukaryota; Metazoa; Chordata; Chondrichthyes; Orectolobiformes; Hemiscylliidae. Gene Ontology annotation, molecular function: protein binding.
AUGGAUAUCGCGGGGCUGAGGUUGUCACAUUCAAAAGUAAAAUUCAUUGGGACUGAGCCGGGGGAGCUGCACCAGGAGACAAUCACCCUGCAAAACAUCAGCAGCGCCCCCAAAAAGGUUGUCGUCCGGCCAACCAAGCACAAGUUAUUCAGGAUCAUUGUGAACAAUAAGGAAAAUAAAAUUGCACCUGGAGUACAGAUUUCAGCCCGAAUAGAAUAUUCAGCAGAUAAAAGAGAAGACGCAAAGGAUGAAUGUAUUGUAUCCAUAGAUGAAGAUCUUAUUAAGAUCCCACUACUUGCGUUUGUCUCUGUUUGUGAUCUUCGUAUUGAUCCAGAAAUUGAUUUUGGCACUGCAGUAGCCAACAGUAAACUACUUGUGAAAGAAAUAAAUGUUCAAAAUCAUGGAACGCUCUCAGGCCAGUUUCUUAUUGUGGAUAGAAACAAUCUACCAUUUUUGGUCAUUACACCCAAGUGUGCAGAUGUUUUGCCGAACACACAGCAGUUGGUCAAAAUUGAAUUGUGUACUGUCCAGCCGAUGGUCCUUGAUGAAAUGCUUCUGGUGUGCUUGGAAGGUGCUGAAGAUACUACUCUGAGAGUUAAGGCAAAUAUAGUUGCCUCCUUACUGGAAGUUCUUGAUUUCUCUGGCCAGAAGCUUGACUGUAUUCGGUUUGGUGGUACAUAUUAUGGAACAUCAAAACUGGAUCAAGUUAUUUUGUAUAACAACAGCCCAGAAACCAUUGAUUGGGUGACUGUGAUGGAAAACAAUGCUCUUGGAUCUGAAGUGGGUACAGAUUUAUCCUUGAGUUCAGAUGCUGUUUUGGCAAACAGAAAGGUAGAUGAGCCAACACCAACUGCUUAUACAUUUGGUCUGAUUACAUGUCAACCGUGCCAAGGGAUUUUACAUCCAUAUAACAAAACCAUUGUUACUUUGUGCUUCAAUCCGAAGGAUACUGACCCUUUCAGAUUUCAUAAAAAAGAGAACGAAAUCCCACAUUACCGAGAGUAUGCCCUUUAUGUGAGAUUUGAAGCCUUGGGCAGCUGUGAUACCUUUAUGAAGAAAUCAUCUGGAAGCAUUGAGAGAAAAGAUCAACCACAAGUUGAGUUAGCACUCACUGGAAUUGGAUUCCGUGUUUGUUUAAACAUCAGUCCAGUGACAGAAUUUGACUUCAAGGAAUGUUUUCUUGGUGAAAAGGCUUAUGUUAUAAGUACUCUUCGAAAUGAUUCGCCGUUGCUUCCACUAUGCUUUCAGUUCCCUAAGAUAGCACAUUUUCAGAUCACUCCAGCAAAAGGAAGGAUUAAGCCAGGGCAGUCAAAGGAUAUUAUUAUCUGCUUUGCUGCUGAGCAACUUGGCACUUUUCGAGUAAUUCAACUGAUAAAGUUUUUUGGACUGGUGAUGGUCCCAGACAAUCCAAUAAAGUUGAAAAUGCAGCCAUUUCACCAAAUGAAAAUUACUUUAUUAGGUGUCUGCAAAACUUCUGUGAAGAAACUGGAGCCAAAAUCAAUUCCUCAAAUAACUCCUGUCAUUGCUAAAGAACCUGAAACACUGGCUCAGCAGACAACUGAUCGAAAAGUCAAGUACAUUGAUUCUUGUCCUGUGACGCUCCCUACUGGCUGUGAAAGCUUGCUAUUUCAGCAAAACAGAAGCAAAAAUUUAGAAAACAAGGCAUCUCCUUCAAAACCUGAUGGCAGAGGCGCAAGUACCAGGUCCAGCAACAGAAUUGAAAAAUACACUGAAAAAACACAUCAACAGAUUCCUGUGGACCCUGAGUACACUUACAAUGAUGAUGAGGUAGCAGCAAUGAAAGCCCAUAAAAAAUAUUAUGAAGAUUUUAUUCGGCAUCUAAGAUUGCGUCGCUCACAAAAGCAGGAUCGCAGAGAAUUUGAACAAUUUAACAACGCAAAAGAUAUUGGUCUGAGACCUGCAGAAGGACUAAACUCUCCAUAUCCUGAAGUCACACCCUUUAUGCCACAGAGACAGCCACUAAAAAUAUGUUCUACGGUGCCGCCACCUAGGAAACACAAGCCUAAAGUCACAUACAGCAAUCUUGCAGAAAAACCAGCAUUGGCCUGUCGCGAUGAAGGUUCCAUAGGUGCAAUGGGCCAUUUUGCAAAGGCUAGAGAUGGCCUUAAUGCUGUUCCAUCUUCACUUCAAGAGGAAAUGGAUUGCAGUUUGUUUCUGACACCCCAGCAAAUUCAUCAAAUAUCCAUUGGUCCAACUACAAUUGACUUUGGAAAUGUUUGUGUAUAUUCAACAUCAAAGCAGAUUUUAAAUAUUGUGAACAACUUACCCACUUACAUACUAAUUGAAGUGACAGCUGACUAUCCAGAACUCCGGGAAUCCAGCCCAUUGUCUCAGGUGGUACCACCCACGACCGCAGCUUGCCUACCUAUAAUAUUUGAAUCUACAUCAGAGGGAGCAUUUCAAAAGUCAAUAGACUACAAGAUAAAUAAUCAUCACGUCGGUCGUAUAUUAAUACUGGCAAAUGUGGUUUGUGUGGCUCUUGAGCUAUCAACCAACGAAGUGGUGCUGACCCCAAACUAUGGGUAUCUAGCAGAAACGGGCUUCAGAACAACUGUGCGGCUUUACAACAGGCGGAACUACCCUGCACAAUUCAGCUGGAGUCCAAUCCUCUCAGAAGAUGGAAUCGCAUUCUUUAUCCGACCUGAUGGAGGCAUCGUAGAUGCUUUCAAUGAUCUGGAAUGUGAAGUGGCCUGGCAUGCCUCAUUCUUCUCCCCUAAGGAAGGAGAGUUCGAUCUUAUUGUACAUCAUGGGAACAAACUGAGAUUGAAAUGUAUUGCUAAGCUUGGCCAUGUGAACAUUCGCUUUGCUGAGAAUCGUCUGCUUUUUAAGUCUGCUUCUUGGAAUUUAACCACCAUGAAAACAGCGAUUCUCAAAAAUUAUGGACAACAUCAUGCUUACUUUAAGGUAAGAAAUGUGCAUCCUGUUCCGGGAAUGACUGUAACUCCUGCUUAUGGAAUAGUACCAGUUGGAGGUCAUGUGCUUUUCAAAAUUUUCUUCCAUCCAACAACAGUGUUCAAAUUUGAUACCAGAUUAAAGCUAGACAUUCGUAAUUCAAAACUAUUGAAGCUACGGGUUGGUGGAUCAGUGAUAAGACCAAUGGCUGAAAUUGAUGUGAAAUCUUUCGUGUUCCAUGGUAUAUACUGUGGUGCUUCUUCCACGAUUCCAUUCACUUUAAUUAAUUCAACUGAAUCACCAAUCAAACUUGAAUUUGACUUUGCUAAGUACAGAGAUUUCUCACUGAAUUUUGAAGCGUCUGCAGAUGCAACACAAGAUCUGCUGAAUCAUCAGUUGUAUAUUGUUUCUCUAAGAGGGAGAGAGCAUAUCAAAUGCGAAUUAGUGUUCAGUCCUACAGAUGUGGCAUCCUAUGACUUUAAUCUACCCGUCAUGAUCAAUGGCAGUGUGACACCAUCUCCUCCUCCAAGUUCUAUACCACCUGAUCCUUAUGAUGAAAUAUCUAUAGGUUCUUCUGAAGUACAAUUGCUGAAUUCUGCUACUCCAUCUCGCAGAGUGCAAGCUACCGUAUCAACAAAUGUUACGUUAAUUGAUCAAGACAGGAACAGGUUCACCUUACCUGUCUCGGCAUCUGCAGAUAAUUGCCUGUUAUCUAUAUAUAGAUAUAUUGCCCUCCACAGUACAGACCAACAUAUUGUUCUCAAAACUGGAACUAAUGCAAGCAAACAUGACAGUAUUGGAAAAGUUAUUCUACAACCCUAUUACACUCCAGCUGCAUCAACACGCAGUUCAUCUACCAUCACCAGAUUCUCUCCUUCCACUUCUUCUUUUGAGGAAUCUGUUACAGAUAGUUCUAGAAAUGCAGAUUCCAAAGUAGAAAAGAAAGACGCAGAGAGUGAAGCUGAGCUAUUAGGCAGGAAGAACUAUUUGGGAGAUCUCCUGUUUUCUGCUGAGAAUAUUACGGAAGAUAUUUUCUAUCAAAGGGUUCUGAAUGCAGUACGGACUUGGUUCACUCUUUUUGGUUGGCCAAAUGGCAUGAAUCCUGUUUCUAUACCAGAGUCGCUGCGAAGGUAAGUAUCACAAAUGAUUAAAUCUUGUGGUAAUGGAGAAUUGUAAUUAUCCACAGAACAUAUCGGUAGAGAUACAAAGACAAUUUAUGAAAUGCUAAACCAUCUGAGCGGCCAGUGGCUGCCAGGAUUCACUGGAAAGAAACCAUUGCUUGGUGACCCUAUGGAACGUUUACUACAAUUGCACUGGCAAUAUUCAACACUGUUUACAUUCUUAAAAGUUCAAGGAGCUUGUCUUGCUCACGUGAAACCAGAAUUCUUACUUGAACCUGAACAGUUUAAACAAUGGAACCAGCUACAGGGUUGUUCGCAGAUCACUGAAAGCACUGAAAUCUUUAAACUAGGUGAUGGUGUGUUUGAGUCUGUCAGUAAACGUUCAUGGACUGACUUGCUGCUACAGAUCUACAAGGUUACGGUUCUCUCUCGAUUGACACUAAAGGAUAUCAACAACAUUUUAAGUGAUCAGAAACACUCAGAAAAUAUCCCUAGGAUAAAUAUUGAGCCCAGUUCCAGCAAUAUAUAUUCCACUGGUGAACUUGUCCUGCUGACCUGGCUCAACCAUCAUUAUGAAACAAAAAGAUGUGCGGUGUGGGAAUGUUGCCAGAAAGGUGCUAUACCGCCAACCCGCUGGAUAAUUAAUUUUGAUUUAGAUUUGAUGGAUGGUUUAGUGCUUGCAGCUGUUGUGGCUGCUUAUUGCCCUCAUCUGAUUCCAACUCAUUUUGAAAAUAUGUAUACUUCUCCAGCUGCUCCUGAGCAAUGCCUACAUAACAGUCUGAUACUCCUUAAAGCAUUUGAUACCAUUGGCCUAGAUUUUGAUAUACAGGCCACUGACAUCUCAGAUCCAAAUCCUAUCAUAAUGCUUAUGCUGUGUGUUUACCUGUAUGAAAGACUUCCUAACUAUCGCCCUAAGAUGACUGUCGAGUUCACUGGCGAACUUCAUGCUACAAUUGUUAAACAUGUUCGACUUCAAAAUCCCUUCAUGAAGGAUCUAGUGUAUUUUGCAACAAUUGUCGGGAAAGAGGCAAAUGAUUUUACUUUGCCUAAUGGAAAUGAAGUGGUCAUUCCAGAAAGGAGUCAUGUUGAUAUAAAUGUAGAAUUCACAAGUCGGUUCUUGAAGCCAGAACAAGCUUUGCUAAUUUUUGUAUCAAGGUUGAGGAAAGGAGUAGCAGCCGCUACGACUACAUUUUUACUGACCUCACGAAUUAAUGGUAUUAAUCCUACUGAUACUUUUAAAUGUGAGUCUCCAUGCUUUAAGCAGAAAAGAAUGCAGUUCAAUAUUUCCAACCCCUUAAAUGUAAAUGGACUUUUCAGUGACUUACAGCCUGAGCCAGGUGGAUUUGGAAAUAAUGAGUUUGGAAAUGGAGCGAUUAAUCAGAAUAUGGGCCAGAAAAUGUCUCUCCAGGAGAAUUGGGUGUCAGAGUACUUCUGUGAAAUCAACUCAUUGAAUUUAGAGCCGCAGCGUUAUUCAGUCUUGGAAAUUCUUUAUCUUCCCUUUCACAUCGGAAAAUCCUAUUGUACCAUUUUGUUAAUGAAUGAACAGAUUGGAGAGUUUGUGUACUGUCUGGAAGGAACUGGCUGCAUACCAUUGCCUUGUACUGGAUUAGAAGUGUUCAGUCCUGAUGCUAUGUCGAACUAUUGUGGUGCUUCAGACAACAAGAAUGCAACACAAAUAAUUCUAUACUACAAAUGCAAUGCCAACUGUACCUUCGAUCAAGAAGUGAAAAUUCCCUUGAUUAAUGAAGCCAGAGAGAAAGCUUUGGCAAUUGUAGGACAGCAACAGAUGUCACAAACAGAAUACAAACGUAGAAAAAUUGCAGGAACAUUGGAAAGCAGCAGUGUCCGAGCUUCAGCUGCAGCUUCUAAUCCCUGCUGCACCCAGAAAAACGUGCUACAUGCCUUAACAACAGAUUGCACAGGGCCAAAAGUCAUUGAGUACACUGUAGAAUUAUCCAUGCCGGGCAAUUUUGAAUGUCCAGACAAAAUAUCGAUUCCUGUAUCCAGAGCACGCAUGGUGACUGCAGAGUCACCACAGACAUGUGGAAGGAACAUGAAUAAAACAGAGUACAGAGGAGCCUCGAUUAUCCGAAUGAGCUGGGCGGGGCAGUACUUUGUUUGGAUAAUUGAUUAUUCAGAUAAGGAAGACUCAGCUAUCCUGCCAAUGAAAUUUUUCGCAAAAGGACCAGGUCGAUACCCUUGUCAGAUUUUUCUCCGAUCCCCAUGUGACAUUCGUUUGUACAACAUUGUCUGUGUGGUAAAUCCUGAGGACAAUUUGGAGACUGAAUUGGAAGUCAUAGCUUCCACCCACCAAUCUGUCAUUAAAAACAUUCCACUGCAUAAUGACUCACAGGAAGACUGGAGACUUAAAGCUGUUCUGGAAGGGAAAGACUUCUUUGGCCCAUCAAUGAUGUACAUCCGGGCUUGUGAAACAUCGAUGUAUCCAUUAAUGUUCAAGCCAAAUUUUGAGUGUGUGACAAUGGGUAAACUUGUCCUGAUGAAUGAAACAGAUGGCACUGAACGUACCAUCAACCUCAAAGGGAUUGGCAAAAAGCCUGUGGCCGUGGAUCAUGUUAUGAUAGACUGCCAAGUAAGACAGAUUACAAGGCAGGUCCUAAUGGUUCCUAAUUAUACUCAAACCAGGUUAACAUGUAAGGUUGUAUCAGACUUAGCAAUAGUGAGUGGCGAACCAUACAUUACCUUAAAAGCUGGGCAGACUGCUCCAUACUUACUUAAUAUUUUACCUUGGAAACGAGGCAAGUUUACAGGAGUCAUCUCAUUUGUGGUCGAAGAUGAAACUCAGCAGCAGCAGAUCCCCCAGUGCAGUAGCUCUGUGGAAAAGUUGGAUAAUGAACAGCCAGCAUCAAAUGAGACAUCAGUGGCAUGUGAAGCAAGUGGGGAUGUAAAUUCUGAGAAGAACAUAUUGUACAGAGUUUGGUUUUACUUGGAGAUUAAUGCAACCCCAGCUCCACCUGAGCAGUGUCUCUGUGUAACCUGUGCUGUGCUGGAUGCCAUUGAUGUGAUCAUCCCUAUAAGUAAUCCUCUUCAAGAACCCUUGGUGCUUGAUGUGAUGUUGAAUGGAGCUGGGAUUACUGGAGACACUAACCUGGCAGUUGGGCCAAAAGAAGUUAUUUCUUAUAAAGCUAGGUACACCCCUCAUGUUGUUGGUGAAAGAUGUGGAAGUGUUACCUUCCACUCCGAUCGCAUUGGAGAAUUUUGGUAUGAACUAAACCUCACUGCAAAGAAGCCAACACCAAUUUCCCUUCCAGAAUUGCAGUGCGAGCUGGGAAAACGGGUUUGGCAGGUGAUCCCUCUGGUUAAUUCUACUGUUGAGACUCUGAAAUUGGAAGUAGUUAACAGUAACCCAGGAGUUUUCUCGGUAGAGAUUGAUCCUAGAAAAGUCUUAGUUGUGGGUCCUCAGUCUACGCUUGAAGUACCUUUUCAAUUCUCUCCGUCAACACUGGGAAAAAACAAUCAUUGUGCAACUAUUAUCUUUAAGUGUUCUCAGUUCGAAGAGUGGACAUUUCAUCUGUCAGGAGUAGGCUUGCUUCCCCAGCAGAUGGACCCUGUCAGUGUCAGUGCAUGUGUCAACUCUCAUGCAUCAGUUAUUGUGUCUUUUGAGAAUCCAACUAAUGAGUUCCUUCUGGUGGAUGUGGUGAUGACAGGUAAUGAACAGGUCAUGCACCAUCAGUGUCCUUCAGACCUGCUACAAUGCUCAAACAAAGACUCUGUUUUCUGCAUUCCACUGAAGCAAAAUCAAGGUCUAUUACUAUCCCCAAAAGGAAAGCUGGAUAUCCCUGUGAUCUUUGCACCUGAUGACAUGGUUUUAUAUGAGGGUCUGUUGGUGGUACAGAUUAAGAAGCAAGAUGGAAGUGGUUGGAUAUACGAAAUGGGUAACGUAACCAACAAAGAGCUAAGAAGUUUUUGUAGGUCACAAGGAGGAGGCAUUUCUGCAAUCCGAUGGCUGUAUCCAAUCUAUGGUAUCCCUGAAACAUUGUCCACAAAACUGUCACCUGCUGUGAUUCGGUGUCAAGCCAGAAACAGGAAAGAAGAAACAAUGGAAGUUCAUCUGACAGGUGUCGUCCCUGGCUCUUCAUGUGAUACAACACAGACCCAAACCAAACCCCCUUGUACUUACAAUCAAGAGGGAGGUCAGGGUGCCAGUGCAGGACAAACCCCCACAGGAGACUUUUUUUAUGAAAUUCAGUUUGAGACAGAGAAGGCCAGAAUUCAAAUGGAGUCCACAAUUGCAGUAAACUUUGUGAAGAAGAAAUGGGACACAGAAACAGGCAUUGUCACAAUCACUUUCAACAUUAUUUUUGCACCAUAUAAACCAGUCAGGUAUUCAGCAAUGCUGAAAGUGCAAUCUGCCACUGGUGGAAUCUGGAGAUUCCCAUUAUUGUUGAUUGCUACGGAGCCACAGGUGGACGAUGUGAUCAAUAUUGAAGCAUUAGGACUAAAUAAGGAAUCCGUGGUUUGCUUCAGGCUAACAAGCCAGACAAGGUAUCCCAUGCCCUUCACAGCCCACUUUCUACCUUGUAGUGAUCAGGCUUUUGUGGUAUCACCUCAAGCUGGUGAACUGCUUCCACUUGGCUCCACUGGGACUCUAUUCACUGUUGGAUUUACCCCACGUAUGUACAGCAAAAAGUACAAGGCAAAACUGCUGAUUCAGACCAUGGAUAUGCAAUGGAUGUAUGAGAUCAAUGGUUUGGAUCCCCAGUACACUCCUCCUAAUGUUCAACAUGGCAAAAUUUUCCACAAAGGCUUCAAGCAGACUGUUGUAGUCCAGCAACGUAACUUCAUCAAAGAAAACCUCAACGUGAUAACAACUGCAGUGUCCUCUCCUCUAAAAGGCGCUCCCCUCGUUCACUAUAAAUAAAACAAUUAGAGCAAAGUAAAUAUGAAAUGAAAUGUUACCUUUCGUUUUCUGAAGAACGUAGAUUAUUUUGUCUAUCUAAAUAAAAGCCCAUCAUUUAUAACUGACUUUCUACAUGGAAGAACAUAUUUUUAU